AUGGACUGGGAAAUAGAUCUCUGGGCUCACAACGUUGAUACCUGUGAUCCUGAUGAGGAAUGCCCAUUUGGGUCCAGCAGCAGUGCCCCUGGCUCGCCUUUAUCAUUCUGGACAUCGAGGCUUGCGAGGCAAGGGAGCAGCCUGGGUCGCCCGCGUCCUCGAGGCUCUGCUCCGGGUAUCCGUGCGCCCGACGAGGCCCGCCCGGCCCUUGCCCUGGAGGCCUUCGGGUGCCCGGCCUCGGGCCACGCGAGCCGCUUGUGGGAGCAGCUGCGGCAGUUCUGGGCCCACCAUUUCUCGCGGCGCUUCUCGCCGCGGCGCCCUCCGCUGCGCCGCAUCUCCUCCAUGUCCACCUUCUACCUGCUGGACCACCAGACGCGCCAGGCAGAGCUAGGCCUCAGCUACGGCACGCCGCGCACGCGCCUCAGCGACGAGGCCUUCGUGUUCCGCGGCGGCCGGUGGACCGCGGAGCGCCAGCCGGUGCGGUCGCAGCCGCAGCUGCCCUCGCCGACCACCUCGGGCUGGAAGGCGCAGGUGCAGCGGAUCAAGAGCCAGGUGCUGCUGGAGGAGAACAACUACCUGAAGCUGCAGCAGGAACUGCUCAUGGACAUGCUGACGGAGACCACAGCGCGCGUGCACCUGUUGGAAAAGAAGAUAGACCACGAAGCAAGCACUGCCGCUGCGGCGCGCGCCUGGCAGAGGAAGAUGCGCAAGCGCGAAGGCGCGGGCGGCGUGCUCCUGAUCGAGCCGCGGGCUCCAGAGUCGCGGUGACGCAAUAAAACCCGUGCGGCGCAUGCGCGCCUCGCUCCUCACCUUAGGCUCGGGCGCGUUCCUGUGGCCCCUCGAGGGCCCGGCCAGGACUGGGCUACGGGUGCGCGGCGGCUCGCUGCGCGCCUUCAGGGACCAUCACUCCGGGCCUGGUGUGGAGGGGAGACUCAGCCAGCAGCCCGUCUCGGGAGGGUGCGAUAGGGCGGUGGAGGAAGAUGUUUGCAGCCCGUUGGGAACGCGGAGUAGAAGCCAGGCUUGCAACAGUGCAGCAGGGGGCGGGGAUGGCAGGCGAUGAGAGGUAGUGGCAGCAAUGGCUUUCUUGGUCCAAGGGACGGAGGGCAAAGUCCGAGAGACAGAGAA
This is a messenger RNA of Balaenoptera acutorostrata (minke whale), 1125 nucleotides long. RefSeq names its product chibby family member 3 (gene CBY3). NCBI's taxonomy places the organism in Eukaryota, Metazoa, Chordata, Mammalia, Artiodactyla, Balaenopteridae. The transcript is spliced from 3 exons. The record is from RefSeq and is a predicted model, not a curated record. Bases 1 to 768 code for a protein of 255 amino acids.